Tachysurus fulvidraco (yellow catfish) is the source of this 2618-nucleotide messenger RNA. RefSeq names its product MYCN proto-oncogene, bHLH transcription factor (gene mycn). The record is from RefSeq and is a predicted model, not a curated record. The transcript is spliced from 3 exons. NCBI's taxonomy places the organism in Eukaryota, Metazoa, Chordata, Actinopteri, Siluriformes, Bagridae. The coding region runs from base 196 to 1524 and encodes 442 amino acids. Gene Ontology annotation, biological process: regulation of transcription by RNA polymerase II. Gene Ontology annotation, molecular function: protein dimerization activity; DNA-binding transcription factor activity, RNA polymerase II-specific; RNA polymerase II cis-regulatory region sequence-specific DNA binding.
UCGUGGCGGUUGGACAGAAAGCAACUAGGCAGCGCAGCUCGCUUAGCCCGGGCGCAGUAAGGAGGCGGGAGACAGACGCUUCAACACCGCGUCUGCCUUCAAAUAAGACUCGAGACAACACACACACACGCUCUUUCUCUCUCUCUCUCUCCCACACACACACCGGCAGCAAAGUUUGUUAUUAGAAAGAACACAAUGCCAGCCGUGAUGAAAAACUCCGACCUGGAGUUUGAUUCCUUCCAGCCGUGUUUCUACCCGGAUGAGGAUGAUUUUUACUUGUGCGGCCCUGGAGAAGACAUCUGGAAAAAAUUCGAGCUGCUUCCAACCCCACCGCUGUCUCCAAGCCGUGCGGCGCUCGCGAGCGUGGAUGCGGGGAUUGAGUGCGCGUCUCCUGGUGCGUUUGGACUCGGUGAUCCGCUGGACUGGGCUUCCGAGCUGCUGCUUCUACCGCCACAGGACACCGAGGACGAAGCGUGGCGUGCACCGGAGAGCGACCUGUUUGGCGCGUGUGCACUCGAUGACCCGGUCAUCCUGCAGGACUGCAUGUGGAGUGGAUUCUCGGCGCGCGAAAAACUAGAGCGCGCCGUCAACGAGAAGCUCAGCCGGACCGUUUCCUCGGUAUCUGCAGCCACCGCUGCUUCUGUUUCUGGAUCUUCCGGACUUAAAAGCAGCGCUUUGAAGGCACCCGAGACGAACCGGGCUGCGACUGAGUGCGUGGACCCCGCUGUGGUUUUCCCCUUCCCUGUAAACAAAAGGAACGAAGGGCAGAGCGCGAGCCAGACGAGGUGCGCAUCCUUGGCUCCCGUGGACAGGCAUGAUGACGACAGCCCGAGCGACUCCGAUGACAACGACGACGUGGAUGAUGAAGACGAAGAUGAUGAGGAAGAAGAGGAAGAGGAGGAAGAGAUAGAUGUAGUCACAGUGGAGAAGCGGCGAUCCACAGUUAGCAAGAACUUCCACUCUCAGGCAUCAUCGUCGACGAGCCGGCUGAACUCGGGUGCGAGCCGGGCACCUCAGGAGCUCAUUUUAAAAAGAACGGCAGCCGCCUCCAUCCACCAGCAGCAGCACAACUACGCAGCGCCUUCGCCGUACUCCGACGACUCCGAUUUUUCCUCUGCUCCCCCAAGCAAAAAACACAGAUCCGAAAGCAGCACUGGCUCCAGCACAAACUCGCAGCGUAGUAUGAAAACAAGCACGUGCAUGCCGAUCUCGCCGAAUGGGAUUCAGCGGCUCAGGAAAUGUGGCUCAGGCUCUGACUCGGAGGACAACGAACGCAGACGCAACCACAACAUCCUGGAGCGACAACGACGCAACGACCUGCGUUCCAGCUUCCUGAUGCUGCGCGAUCAGCUGCCCGAGCUCGCGAAAAAUGACAAAGCAGCCAAGGUGCUGAUCCUCAAGAAGGCUGCAGAGUACGUGGGUUCACUCGAGUCCCAGGAGCUUCGGCUUCGUCAGGAAAAGGACAAGCUCCAGGCAAGACGGCAGCAGCUCCUCCGCCACCUGGAGCAAGUCAGGACUCGCUAGUCUGCUACAUGCUAACCUUUAGCAGUCACGGCUGGAAGCCGAUCGGCCGAACAGCCCCCCAAAAAAACUAACUUUCGGACACUCACUGCCGCCACUUUCUUUGCACAUUUUUUGGACGUCUAGAAUGUUUCGGGUUUACUUUUGUCAUUCCAGUCACAUCAAGGAAAAGAGAAAGUACAAGGAUGGUCCUCUUACUCCAUCCUAAUUCCUUACUGUUUUUUUUAAUGGGUUUUCUGCGUCAGAAUUGACCGACAAACCCCUCUUCCUCUCUCAGCCUUUUGUAGAACUGCUGUUCAGGAAUGUGGAAGUCGCCGAGGAGCACGCAAUACAACACACACCCACUUUGCCUUCACUUUGCAAAUGACACAAAAAAGCAAACUUUUUAAGAAUAAGAGAAAAAAAAAGAUCGGACGUGAUUCAGGAGUCAGUUCGAUGGGAAUUGACUCUCUCUCUCUCUAUCUCACACACUCACACCUCUCUUUCUGGUGCUUAUAACUCCAGAUAUACCUCCGAGCACCUUGAUGUCAGCAAAACACUAUCAAUCUGCCUUGUUUCUUUUUUUUGUACACAGAACUGUCUUUGGGUUUUUCUAAGAAAAUAACUAGACUGGAAGUUUAUAUACCUUUUUAUUAAGUACUGUAUGACCUCGAUUUAUGAGGAACUUUGUAAUAUAAUAUGUUUUUUCGUUUUCAGGUUCAUAUUACCGUUCUUUGUUUGUCACACAAUACUUACUAAUUUGUACACCUACGCUUUAGUGUGCUUCUGAUACAUACUAAAAAUUGAUACUUAUAUUUUCGUAUGAAAAUGAGUUGAGUAGAUAUCACUAUCUUGUUUUAUCUCUUUGCUCUUUGUGUUCUUUUUUUUUGUACAGAAAUCUUUCUAUCUACAUUUACCUUGCUCCCGUUUUUUCCUCCCUCGUUUGUUUAUAUAUUUGUACCUCUCGGGUUCUUAGAACUUGGUCAAUGGGAAUGUCUUCUCUUCUCUCUCUCUCUCUCUUUCUCUCUCUCUCUUUUUCUAAGCGUACAUUUUAGUGCUGCAACUCAUAGCACUUUGAAAUACCUCAUUUUGAAAAAUAAAUAGACUCUGAAAGCAAA